This is a messenger RNA of Nannizzia gypsea CBS 118893, 456 nucleotides long. RefSeq lists its product as hypothetical. NCBI's taxonomy places the organism in Eukaryota, Fungi, Ascomycota, Eurotiomycetes, Onygenales, Arthrodermataceae. The record is from RefSeq and is a predicted model, not a curated record. The transcript has 3 exons. Bases 1 to 456 code for a protein of 151 amino acids.
AUGUCCUCCCUCUCCGCCAUCAUGGCCCGCCGGGCCUUCCUGCGCCAGCAGCCUGUCCGCAGAUUCGUCACGCCACAGCCAUUCCAACGACAUGCCUCCUCCAAGGCCGCUGAAGCCGGUCUCGACAAGGGCGCCAAGAAGGACCCCGAGCUCUAUGUCCUUCUCACUGUUAUGGCCGGUGCUUUCGGAAUCGUCGGCUGGUACCUAGGUAGCACUCCUACCAGCGUUAGCUCUGAGAGCAACGUCCGUGUUGGUGAGAGCGGCUCUAUGCCAUGGGAGGUUGAUGAGAAGGAUUCCGAGAGCAAGGGCAACUUCAAGUACAAGUACCACCCCCACGGAGACAAGAGCAAGCCCCUCAAGGAGGCUCCCAGUGCUUUGAACGAGGUCAUCAUUCCAAACGUGACCCUCCCAGUUGACCUCCACGAACGAUUCAACAAGUACGGAAAGGAUCUCUAA